This is a messenger RNA of Lentinula edodes (shiitake mushroom), 939 nucleotides long. RefSeq lists its product as uncharacterized. The coding region runs from base 124 to 765 and encodes 213 amino acids. Lineage: Eukaryota; Fungi; Basidiomycota; Agaricomycetes; Agaricales; Omphalotaceae. The record is from RefSeq and is a predicted model, not a curated record. The transcript is spliced from 2 exons.
GUCGAAAUAUCUCUAUUCUAAAUUCUACAACCUUGAAGAUUUUAGGCCCAUUCUUGGCAUCUCUGUUCAGGAUCCUCCCCGUACAGCUGGUUUCUUCGAUAAAAACACCUGAUACACCGAAUCAUGUUCUCUCAAAACGCCCGUUCUCCACGCUCAUUCUUUGUCUUGUUCUGUCUGUGGUCGGCUGUUGUUGUUCUGAGUGUUUUUGCUUCGCCUCUUCCCACUGGGGGCGACAGUAACAGACCAACAGGAUCCGCUCAAGUUCCUUCUCCUCCUGCUCCUACCCUUUCCUCCCAAAAUGGUGAAAUAAUCCGGAGCAUUCGAUUUGCCUACAGAUACACUGUCGGCAAACAUCCUGUCUUCAGAUUUACUUCAGUCGAGAAUGUACAUGCAUUUUACCUUGGUAUUGGCGACAUCGCACUCUCUGCACAUCCGCCGGAUAUCAGCAUAGGCCCUGUCAGCAAGGCACUGGACACACCGCUCGUCCCCACCAAAGAAUCAUACACGUAUGAUGACUUGUUGGUGCAUUAUUACCUCGAAGACAAAGGCACCCUUGGCAUGGCAAAGUUCAACGAUGAAAAGGAGGAGGAUAAGUUCAUACAAGAGGUGCUUAAGAUGGAGUUACCUCCAUCCAAAGAGUGCGAUAGUUUUGAAUUUAUCGAGCGUGUGAUGGAUAAGAUGGCGGGAGGAAGGCAUAUUGAUGAGCAGACCCAUGGUAAUUGGUUAGCUAUAUAUCAUAACAUGCAGAUGAUGGGGAAGUUGUAAGUCGGAGUUGUUGCAUAGAUCGUAGAAGCUCCAUCAAUGGAACUGAACCGGAAUCUUCAACAAAAGGAUUAUAUUCACUGUCAUUGACAAGCUAGAUCUUCGAGUCCAUACCACCUUCGCUUUUUUUUGCCCCUCUUGGGCAUAGGAAAAUCAACAUGUCUGCCCCUCUUUCCC